CAACUUCAUUGACAUCCUUCUUCUCCAUUGUUUGAUGCUUCGCUAAACGGAUCUCUAGGCGUGCAUCGUUGGAAUAUCCCAUGCAGUGGAAGUUUAUUGACACCGGGUGAAGGUGUUCAUGAGGUCACGGCCCAUCAGCGCAGCACCAGGAUGUGAUGUCACGGCAGUAGCUGCCUCCCUGUCUUGUCCAGCUUUGUGUUUUUUGGGAGAGGGGCCCCUCGCUCCCACCCAGAGGACAGGACAUGUAUGAAGCGAAACCCCGGACGGUGGAGAAGAAGGAGUCGAGCACGGAAACAGAUGAAGGACUGGGCAACAGCGGGAGGCACUACACCUCCAGCUCCCUGGGCUCGUGUUCGGCCGGGUCCGGCUCCCUCUACCUGUCCGACAGUCAGGACUGGGUGGUUUCCCCCAGCUGCUCUCCAGACGAAACCCCCGCACAGAUCAGCUCCAUCUCUCCAAUGCUGGCCGAAGAGACUCUGCGCUACAUGACUUAUCUUGCUUUGGAGCCCUCUCCUUACUCCCAUCCCGGCUCUCAGAGCCUCUCCAAAGUCCUCGGUGCCGAUCGAGUCGAGCAGAUGACCAAAACCUACAAUGACAUUGAAGUGGUCACCCAUCUUUUGGCUGAGCGAGACAGAGAUCUGGAGCUUGCGGCUCGGAUUGGUCAGUCUCUUCUGCAGAGAAACCACCUGCUGCAGGAACGAAACGACGCCGUGGAGGAGCAGCUGGCGCAAGCAGUGGACCAGGUUCACCAGCUGCAGCAUGAGCUAAACAAGAAGGAUGAACUGCUCCGGAUCGUGGCCAGCGCCUCGGAGGAGGGGGAGCACGACCCCACCGUGUCGACCCCCCAGCAGCAGCCCCAGCUGCUGGGGGGGGCUGCCGCCGUCGCUGCGCUCGGCCAGCUGGAGCAGCUGCAGAACAAACUGGAGGAGCUGGAGGAGGAGAACCUGGCACUCAGGUCUGAGGCAUGUCAGCUGAAGCGAGACACCAUGACGUACGAGGAGAAGGAGCAGCAGCUGGUCAGCGACUGCGUCAAAGAACUGCGCGAGUCCAACAGUCAAAUGGUGUCUCUAACAGAUGAACUGUCUCAGAAGAACGAAGAGCUGCUCAGACACCAGGAGGAAAUCGCUCAGCUGCUUUCUCAGAUUGUGGAGCUGCAACACAGAGUGAAGGAGCUGGCUCUGGAGAAAGAAGAGCUGAGGAUCCACCUCCAGGCCUCCAAAGAUGCUCAGAGACAGCUCACAGCAGAGCUGAACGAGCUGGCAGAGAGGAACGCAGAGUGUGUGGAAAUGCUCCACGAGUCGCAGGACGAGAUCAGAGAACUGCGCAGUAGAAGCAGUCCCUCCUCCGGGAUGCGACGACAUCUUUCAUACGGCCUCUUCCCCAUGGAAUCGUUGGCAGCAGAGAUCGAGGGUUCAAUGAGGAGAGAGCUGAGCAUGGAUGAGGAAACAGCCUUUCAAGACCAAAGAAUUUCUCAAAAGAGAGUCUUCCAAACAGUCCGCUCGGUCAACGCCUCAGCAUCUCGCGCUGCUUUGGCUACCCCGCCCAUCCCCGGUUCUGGACAGAGUUCUCUAGUGAUGACCGCCCAACCUUUCCAGUCAGCACAAGGGGACGAGGUACAAAUGGGAAAGCCAGGACUACCAGGAGGAAAUGACCUCACCAAAGCUCUCCAUCGACUCUCUUUAAGGCGGCAGAACUUCCUGUCUGAGCGUCAGUUCUUCCAGGCGGAGCGUGAGAAGAAACUGCAGAAUCAGACGGGGGCAGAAGCCGACGGCGAGGGCAGCGACUGCAGCUCCCCGAUGGGCAGCGUGCUCUCCUCCUUUUCCAACCUCUCCGAUCUCACAGUCGGCUCCACUGUUUUUAAAACCUUCCUGCCGGAGAAGCUUCAGAUCGUCAAACCAAUGGAAGGCUCCCUGACGCUUCAUCACUGGCAGCAGCUUGCCCAGCCUCACCUGGCCACCAUCUUAGACCCGCACCCUGGGGUUGUGACGAAGGGUUUCAGACCCCUGGCUCAGGAUGCCAUGUUCCAGCUGUCAGACAUGGAGGAAGACGAGGAGGCUGAAGAGCACAGAGAGACUGCUGCCCUUGAGAAAGGAACAGCCGAAAAGGGUAAAGAGGAGCUGGAUGAGGAAGAGGAGGAAUGCGGGAUAACCUUCAACGUACGCUGUUCAUCCACACCUGAGGACAGAAACCAUCCUGUUGCACCUCUCCCCUCGAUCCAAUCAACAUCACCUGGAGCGCCUUCCACUUCCUCCUUUGUCCCUUCGGACCUCUGUUUGACACCCAAUCACGUCACAGAGAAAUCCAACCAAUUGGCUCUCCCCAUUCCAGGAGCUUCUACAACUACUGUCCAAUCACAAAGUAGAGCUUCCACCUCAACAUCUUCUUCUUGUGUCCAAAACCCAGGAAAGAGUCAGAGCUCCACCUUCUCGACCUACACCUUCACAACCUGUCGUAUUCUCCACCCUACUGACAUCACACAGGUCACACCAAGCUCUCAGUCGUCCGUUUCAGCAAACACGCCCAGCUCCAUGAGAACGGGUCCCAGUACUCCGGUAACUCCCUGCAGGCUGAGUUUGGGUGACUCCUUCCCGCCUCGACGCCCUCCAGCUCCCCCAUGUGGUCUGGCCAAACUGGUCCUAGAGAGAGGUAUUUCUGCACAGGUUUCCUCUGAUGUACCCUCCCCAUUGCCCAGAUCUGCUCCAAGGCAACCCCUGUUGCGACUCAUGCCAAGCACACCGCCCAACUCCCCCUCUCACUCUCCCACUCCCUCACCGUUGCCUACGGAGCCUCGCCAACAUCCGUCUGACAAUUUUCUAGCCUCGCGGCCUGCAGAGCUUUUUCUCCAAGAUGUGUACGGGUUGAAUCUGGGCCGAGCACCACAUCCUGACCUGCCCAGCCCUUCCCAGGAAACCCCCAGCCUCUCCUCUUGUUCUAAGCCAGGCCGUGACAAGGCCAACCCACCCAGCGUUAGUCUGGUAGAAAGACUUCGUCGUUUGGGGUUCACUAAGGUGCUGCACAAUUCAGAAUCUGACACUCCAGUGCCACACCAAGAGUCUGCCACGUUUGUGUCGGCAGGCGGUGGAAGUCUGAUGGACGGCCUGCGGCGCAAUCAGAGUCUCCCGGCGAUGAUUGGCGCCAGAGCAGGUAGUAAGUCGACCGGACAUCCUCCUCAUCCAACCUCCCUGGCUAUCCCCCCGCCACCUUGGGGAAACCUUAAAGAACGACGCCGGCAUCUUGCCUCCAUCUCGCACCCUCCAAGAAGUUCAAAACACUAAAGGAAGGAGCCACACAUCGCUAACACCUCCACUUACUCCAUUUCCUUUCUGCCUUUUGGAGAGAGGAGUCAGGGAAUCAGCAGGAAGAACAGUCCCUCCUUUUCAUGACGCCGGUUGAAAGCACAAUUGAACUCACCUGUUUUUAGUGAUGCUGAGUUUUCUCAAUGUACUCAUCCGACGUGACGCUUGGCCUUAGCUUGACUCUUGCGUUGGGUUUGCAUUUCAGUAAUUCUCGUGAGACUCUGGAUGUUCAGGUGCAACUGGAAGCAGGAUUCCUUUGUAGUCAGGAAAAGGUCUGGAAUUUGACCUCAGUAUCUUCCCAAGUCAGGAUAAUUUGAGGAAAUGAACAGUUCGGAAACUUUUUUUUUUUCUGCAGACCAGACUUUAUUCCCAAUCCUAAUAUCUAAAGAUUCUUUCUUCUUUUUACUGAAUACUCUCUUUUCAUUUUCUCCUUUCUGCAUAAAUUUCUUUUUAUUUUGUAUCCUUUUCCCUUCCUUGUAUCUGUCGCCUCCUUUUUACCUUUUUUCCUGUAUUUUCUGUAAAAUCAAUUAACGUUGGCGUGUUUAUGUUUUAAAAUGAAGGUAAACUUUGAAAGUUGAGCCUGGAAAAGUAUGAAACUUCUCCAGUAAAGUCGUAGAAAUCCUGUGAGGGAGUAAGUAAAGUAAACUUGUAAGUGUCUGAGGGUUUGUGGAAGUCGAUGAGAAAGAACAAGGAAAAUGUUGUGGAAGAAAGAAAGAAAGUUUGUUUUUGUUCGAUAAUUAGGGAAAGCGGUGACCCGACUGAACAACUGAGCAUCCAGAGUCUCGCUGUUCCAAGGGCUUGUUCUGUAAUCAGCAAGAAGAACUGUAGAGCAAUGUCAUCCCAGCCUAUAACCCCGUAAAUGCUGAUUAUGUCUGCUUCUAGAAAGACGAGCCUCUGGUGUCGGUGGAAGAGCGAUCCUACUUGCUUUUAUUACUUAGGCGCCAGCUAGAAGGCUUAAAGCAUAACAUAAAACUGCCAGUCUAAUCCUGUAGUCCAGCCAUGCCUGUAAACAUACCAGUGUUGGGUUUAUUUUUACUGUUAAUAUACCUUAACUUUUCCGUCCGUGUGGUGUGGCAAAAGCAUCUGCAUGAAAAGCAACAUUGCCUACAUGUCCCAGCAUGCAUCUGGAGAAAAGGUUAAAGCAAGGCUAAAACCAAAAUAGAUUAAAUUUUAAAAAUAGGGAAGGAGUAAUGGGGUGUGGGAGGGAUCUGUAUUUCUUCAGGUUUUUGUGUUUUGUGUGUUUUUAUGAAUAUGAGGCCUUAAAUAGAGGCAAGCACUGUUUUCAAUAAAGUUUGUUGCUAUGUUUUAGUUGCACUUAGUCGGUUCUGGGGAUCAUUGCUGAACUAACCUGAACAUAUUUGAUUUUUCUCAGAAGUCAGCUUCAGACUAAAGGAAAAGGGAAAUGCAGUACCAACAUUGGCCAGCAGGUGGGAGCAUUUCCCACCUAGAAAGUACUUGAAAUCAGCCAUGUUCCUAAAAUGCCUAAACAUUAACUCGUAUCUGCUCUUUUGUUUUAUAGCUAACCUUUACCGACAUCUAUAUUUAAAUCCUGACAUUAAUGAAAACAUGUUUUGUCUGGUAACGAUAUAAGCUAAUAAUUUAACUAAUGUUGCAUUUUUUUUCCACAGAGGGAAUUCAUGUG
Poecilia latipinna (sailfin molly) is the source of this 4938-nucleotide messenger RNA. RefSeq names its product trafficking protein, kinesin binding 2 (gene trak2). Gene Ontology annotation, cellular component: dendrite; mitochondrion; cytoplasmic vesicle. The coding region runs from base 243 to 3275 and encodes 1010 amino acids. The record is from RefSeq and is a predicted model, not a curated record. NCBI's taxonomy places the organism in Eukaryota, Metazoa, Chordata, Actinopteri, Cyprinodontiformes, Poeciliidae. Gene Ontology annotation, molecular function: GABA receptor binding; myosin binding. Gene Ontology annotation, biological process: neurogenesis; protein targeting; vesicle transport along microtubule. The transcript has 17 exons.